ACGGCAGCAGUUCAAACCUCGCAAGGAAUAAAUUCUAGAAAAUUCCUUCACGGUUUUGACUCAUCCCACAGAAGCUUUCCAACUCCAAUUAAAAAUUUCCGUUUCUUCCUCUCCUUUUAUCUGAUCCAAACACUAAGAGAUGAUGAGCCAGCCUUCGCCCGAUCGUAACAAGGUCCCCGAAACCAAACAGUCAACAACAUCCUCGGAGUCAAGCCAACCGGCAGCCCACUCUUCUGAUUACGCUCCGUACCCGAAACUUGACCCGAAGGACGUCACGCCUCCACCGGAGAGUUGGACCAACGUUUCCAUGGGUUCCCAAUCGCAGCCCAAUCCAGGCCCAGCGCCGAUCUCUAGCAGCGCUGCCACCAGCAUGCCAGCUGAGUCGAAUCCUUACGUUUCUCCCUCUCCGGUUCAAUCAUCAGCCGUCAAGAAUAAGAUGGAUUCAGUGAAAGAUGUGUUAGGGAAAUGGGGAAAGAAGGCAGCGGAGGAUUCUAAGAAGGCGAAAGAGAUAGCUGGGAACAUGUGGCAACACUUGAAAACGGGGCCGAGUUUUGCUGAUGCUGCUGUAGGAAGAAUUGCACAGAGUACUAAAGUUCUUGCAGAAGGUGGUUAUGAGAAGAUCUUUCGACAAACGUUUGAGAAUGUUCCUGAGGAGCAGCUUCUGAAGACGUAUGCAUGCUACCUGUCCACUUCAGCUGGUCCUGUCAUGGGAGUUCUAUAUCUGUCAACCGCAAAGCUUGCUUUUUGUAGUGACAAUCCUCUGUCUUACCAAGUUGGUGAUCAGACUCAAUGGAGCUAUUAUAAGGUGGUACUUCCAUUACAUCAGCUCAGGGCAGUGAAUCCAUCAGUUAGCAAAGCCAACACAGCUGAGAAAUACAUCCAAAUUAUAUCAGUUGACAACCAUGAGUUCUGGUUCAUGGGCUUUGUACACUAUGACAGUGCUGUUAAAAAUCUUCAAGGAGCACUGCAGCCCUGUAGCUCAUGAUGUGAUCCGGUCAAACUCUACAAAAUGACCCAAAACGUGCUUUGCACCACAAAAUUGAUGUAGAUAAAAUAUCUUGAGCCAGAUUUGUGAUAGUUGAGGUAGCAUAUAUUGCAUUUGUUUGGAGUCACUGUGUUAUUCCUUUGUUUCUUAAAUUGAUCAAUUCUUGGUGGAUAUUUGUGAGUUGUCAGUAAGUUAUCAGCUUGUUAAAUGGUUUUACCUUAUACAUGUGAUCGUUUAUGCUAGUACUUUUUCAAGUGGAAACGAUUGUUACUAAAGGUUAUUGUGAGAUAAUGUAACUAUUUCUUUUCUAACA
Messenger RNA from Theobroma umbraticum, 1298 nucleotides. RefSeq names its product FH interacting protein 1. Lineage: Eukaryota; Viridiplantae; Streptophyta; Magnoliopsida; Malvales; Malvaceae. The record is from RefSeq and is a predicted model, not a curated record.